This is a messenger RNA of Cyprinodon tularosa, 1102 nucleotides long. RefSeq lists its product as uncharacterized. The record is from RefSeq and is a predicted model, not a curated record. Gene Ontology annotation, molecular function: transcription corepressor activity. The transcript is spliced from 10 exons. The annotation marks the transcript as partial. Lineage: Eukaryota; Metazoa; Chordata; Actinopteri; Cyprinodontiformes; Cyprinodontidae. Gene Ontology annotation, biological process: negative regulation of gene expression. Gene Ontology annotation, cellular component: nucleus; cytoplasm.
UUAAAAAGAGGAUCCAAACAGUUUUUAAAUUUAAUUUAAGGAGUGAACAGAGAAGAGAGUUUCAGAGACUGACUUAGGAGAGAGGUUUAUUGCUUUGCUUUUAAGAAGAGAAAAGGUCAACAAGGUAGCGAUCUAAGCAUGUUCACAAGUUUGUCUGAGCAUCGUGCAGGUUUGUCAUCAUGCCCUCAAAACCCGGCUAGCUUUGCAUCCAGACAUUCUGGCCCACCAGUUCUAGGGCCUGGGGCAUUGAUUGAGGCCAGACCAAACUCGCAGAUGGAUGUUUCUGGCCAAGAAGCAAAGAGUGAGCCAUCUGCUGGAGCUGUUGUUCGAGUAGAGAUUGGUUUAGGAACCAUUGAGAAUGAGCAGGUGGAUGCCAUUGUAUCACCGAUGGUUGGCCAUGAUCCUGCCUCUACUCGCAUUGGAAAAAUUUUAAACAAUGUCACUGGUGGUCAGUUGGAAGUUAAGUUUUCCCAGGAAGCAGGAGAAGCAACUCUUCCAAGUGAAACAGUUGUGGUUGAAGGGUUACCUGGUCUUAAAUGUAAAGCAGUCAUUUUCCUCAACUUACUCUGCUGGGAUGAUAACCAAAAUGGAUCAGCAGUCCAGGCACUUAGACAGGGAAUCAAAAGGAUUUUUGCUAUAUGUAAUAUCAGAGGCUACAGUUCAGUCACUCUUCCAGUGCUUGGAACUGGUGUUUUAUUGUGUUUUCCACCCAAAAUUACUUCCUUAAUUCUUCUGGAGGAAGUUGGUAUAUAUGGACAAAACCAAAUCAGCAGAUCAGGCUUCCUUGUUCGAGUCAUUAUUCACCCAAAGGACAAAGAAUCAAGUCAGGCAUUUUGGUCUGCUCAGGGGAUAUUGCUUCAAAGAGGGUUCAUUAACAAUAUUAUUCCGGAUCAAGGUUCCUUUUACCAGUGUGUUUCUUUAACUAAAGAUGAGAUCACAGCCAUGAUGGGUGGAGUCAAACUUCAGAUUCUCUGCGGCGACAUCGUAAAUGAAAGAACAGACGUUAUUGUCAACACAACCAACUUUGAAAACUUAUGGUUUGGUGUCUCUAAAGCCAUUCUGACAGCAGCAGGCCCAGCUGUCCAUGCUGAAUUGAAACAAG